This is a messenger RNA of Colius striatus (speckled mousebird), 2932 nucleotides long. Its product is annotated as histidine--tRNA ligase, cytoplasmic-like. Lineage: Eukaryota; Metazoa; Chordata; Aves; Coliiformes; Coliidae. Gene Ontology annotation, cellular component: mitochondrion; cytoplasm. Bases 1 to 1509 code for a protein of 502 amino acids. The transcript is spliced from 12 exons. The record is from RefSeq and is a predicted model, not a curated record. Gene Ontology annotation, molecular function: ATP binding; identical protein binding; histidine-tRNA ligase activity. Gene Ontology annotation, biological process: histidyl-tRNA aminoacylation; mitochondrial translation.
AUGCUGCGGCUGGUGGCGGCCGCCGCCGCGCGUCUUGUGCCGCCGGCCGGGCCCUGCCUCGCCGCGCCGGGACCACCCUUGGGCCGCGGGCUCCUGUGCUGCCGGGGCCGAGGGGCGGCCGCGGGGGGCGGCUCGGCCGGCGGCCGGCAGCUCCCGGCUCUGAAGACGCCCAAGGGCACCCGCGACCACUCUCCCGCACACGUGGUGCUGCGUGCCCGGCUCCUCGCCGCCGCGGAGCGCUGCUUCAAACGGCACGGCGCGGCCGCCAUCGACACGCCCGUGCUGGAACUAAGGGACAUGCUGGUGGGCAAGUACGGGGAGGGGGCGAAGCUCAUCUACGAGCUGCAGGACCAGGGCGGGGAGCUGCUGGCCCUGCGCUACGACCUCACCGUGCCGUUCGCUCGCUAUCUGGCCAUGAACAAGAUCACCAACAUCAAGCGGUACCACAUUGCCAAGGUCUACAGGAGGGACAACCCAGCCAUGACCAGGGGCCGCUACAGGGAGUUCUACCAGUGUGACUUUGACAUUGCUGGGCAGUUUGACCCGAUGAUCCCCGAUGCCGAGUGCCUGAAGGUCAUGCACGAGAUCCUGAGCGACCUCCAGCUUGGGGAUUUCCUUAUCAAGGUCAACGACCGGCGGGUUCUGGAAGGGGUGUUUGCCAUCUGUGGGGUGCCAGACAGUUACUUCCUGGCCGUGUGCUCGGCUGUGGACAAGCUGGACAAGAUGCCGUGGGAAGAAGUGAGGAGCGAGAUGGUGGGAGAGAAGGGGCUCUCUCCUGAGGCUGCAGAUCACAUCGGGGAGUACGUCCAGCUGCACGGUGGCCUGGAGCUGGUCGAGCGGCUUCUGCAGGACCCCAAGCUGUCCCAGAACAAGCAGGCCAAGGAGGGGCUGGGAGACAUGAAGCUGCUGUUUGAGUACCUGAGCCUGUUUGGCAUCGGCGGGCAGGUCUCCUUCGACCUGAGCCUGGCGCGGGGCCUGGACUAUUACACCGGGGUGAUCUUCGAGGCCGUGCUGGUGCAGCAGGAGAAGGGCCCCGGGGAGGAGGCGGCCGGCACGGGCAGCGUGGCUGGGGGCGGCCGCUACGACGGGCUGGUGGGGAUGUUUGACCCCAAGGGCCGGCGGGUGCCGUGCGUGGGGGUCAGCAUCGGCAUCGAGCGCAUCUUCUCCAUCCUCGAGCACAGGCUGCGGGCUUCUGGGGAGAAGAUUCGAACGACUGAGACACAAGUGCUGGUGGCUACACCUCACAAACACCUGCUGCCCGCGAGGCUGAAGCUCGUGUCUGAGCUGUGGGACGCAGGGAUCAAGGCAGAGAUUGUGUACAAGAAGGACCCGAAACUGCUGAAGCAGCUGCAGUAUUGUGAGGACACGGGGAUUCCCCUGGCUGCCAUCAUCGGCGAGCAAGAGCUGAGGGACGCAGUUGUCAAGCUGCGAGACGUUCCAACGAGGCAGGAGGUUGAUAUCCCAAGAGAAAAGCUCAUUGAUGAGAUCAGAAGAAGACUAGAGCCCUAGGACUUUUCUGGCCAGAGCUGCUGGGCUGAACUCUACCACCCUCAGCAGCAAUUCACUUCCCACUCACAUCUGGUCACCCUCUACUCGCCUGCGGCUCAUCUGCCUGGGCUGAGGCAGCGCCAGCACGGGGUCUCUGCUGGGCAAGGAGUGAGCAGGUUGGAGCAGUGCCAUUGCUCCCAGGGACAGGCAGCCUCAGGGUUCCCCCUGUGCCAUUGCUCCCAGGGACAGCCCCGGCCAUGGCUGUGGACGCAGAGGGCCGUGCCGCAGCUCGGGCAGGAUGCGGCUGAGCUCCGGAGCGGGUGUGAGGGGGCAGCUGGGGCCUGUGGGUGGGCACAGGCUGCAGGCAGAGGGAUGGGGGGCAGCAGGGAUCCCCCCACCACCAUCCCCAGGGCUGCAAGGCCCCUCGGGCAGGGCUGGGGCUGGCGGGGGCUGCAGCUGGAACACCAGAGGAACGGUGGCUUUUUACUUAUUAAAAAACAAAACGAAACCAAAAUGACCCAAAUGCACAAAAAACCCACCCUCGGGGCUUUGAGGGGAAGGGGCACGAGGGAGCAUCUUCCUUAUGAGCAGAGGCUGCGGGCACUGGGGCUGUUCAGGCUGGAGAGGACUGAGGUGGGAUCUCGUCGAUAGCUACAAAUAUCUAAGUGAUGAGUGUCAGAGGCUGGGGCAGCACUUUGUGCUGUUGUAUCUGGUGACAGGACAAAGGGUAAUGGACAGAAGCUGGAACAUUAAAAAUUCUUAAACACAAGGAGGGAUGAGCUGGAAGGUACCCAACUCUGUCCUGAAACACCUUCAGCCCUGGUGCUCACCAAAACCCACUUUUAGACCCCCUGGGCACACUGAGGCACUUGACACCCCAGAGUAGAGCACAGAAACUGCUGUGAUGUGCCCAGGAGCACCCAAAGGCAAAGACCAGUGCAGGUGUCACAAAGAGGGGCCUGGGGGAACCCCACGUCUCCUGAGCUGAGGCACAAAAUCCCUGCUGAGGAGCCACAAAGCUCAGGGGCCAUGGACUGCUGCUGCCCAGAGGCCAACUCUGCUUCUGUGGGGCUGCAGCUGGGAGGUACAGGGGAGCUGAGGCAGGAGCACGGGGCCAGGCUUUGUUCUGUAGUGCCCAGCGGUGAUGGGCACAAGCUGGAGCACAAGUUCCCCUUGAGCACGAGGAGAAAGUCCUUUGGUGCUGAGGUGAGGGAGCCCUGGCCCAGGCUGCCCAGGGAGGGUGUGGAGGCUCCUUCCUGGGAGGUUCCCAACCCCACCUGGACACGAUCCUGUGCCCCCUGAGCCAGGGGAACCUGCUUGAGCAGGCGCUGUGGCUGCAGCAGCUCUGCAGGGCCCUGGCAGCCCCCACCAUCUGGGAUCCUGUGCGGAGGGAACAGCUGAGGGCGGCGGGGAGCUGAGGCCGGAAGGAGGGAGGAGCGCUGAG